GGGCAGUCUUAUCUAUAAGCGCAGGCGUGUGAGGUUCCCAAGCAAAAACAUUUGCACGGUGGUUCAGAAACUGCUCACGUGCUGAGAAUAGAUUCAGGCUAUGAUUAUGAAACCUCUGUCCUGCAUUUUUUUCUUCGAACACCUGCUUGUAGCACUUGGACUGGAACUAGAACCAUGUGGUCGUCCUCGGAUUCAACCUGUCCUCGACGAAGAAGACCGCAUAUACGGUGGACGCGAAGCCGUGCCGGGCAGCUGGCCCUGGCACGCUGGGAUAUACACCAAUGCGCUCUUUCCGUUCUUUAUAUGUUCGGGUGUUCUCGUAUCUGAGAAGCACGUGGUAACCGCCCGACAUUGUCUGUUAAAUAAAAGCCCAGCCACGAUCCGUGUCCACCUUGGUGCUCACAUGAGGGACACGGAAGACGCUGGAGAGGAGUCUUACCUCGUGGAGGAAAUAUGCGCCCAUCCGCUAUACCAGCCGCCCAACACGAAUGACAUCGCAGUGCUCACUCUGCGAGAAAAAGUCAAAUUCACCGAAACUAUAUUGACAGUGUGUCUGCCUCAAAACAUGGUGGAGAUUGUUGUGAAUUCUGAAACCUAUGUUACUGGCUGGGGACGAUUUCAGAAUCAAGGACGAGAGCUGUCCCCGUAUUUGAAACAAUUCCGCACGAAAAUCGUAUCAAACAAAACGUGCAACCAAGUUUACAAAGGCCAGAUUCCUGAAAGUGUUACUUGCUCUGGUCACGACUUUGGAUCAUCUUGCAAAGGUGACAGUGGCGGUCCAAUGGUGCAGCUGUCUGGGAGCAUCUGGCUUCUACAAGGCAUCGUGUCCGGAGGACCAUCAUCAUGUGGUCUCGACGACGAUCCUUUACUUUUCACGAAGGUUUCUUAUUUUGUGGACAACUUUAUUUCAUUAUACACCAGAGCCAAGACUCUACAAGAAAAGAAUCGUGUAUGCGCGCUAUCUUAGUAAAAUCGUACUUAAGAUAUAUAAAAGAAUACGUAAACGAAAGGCUGUUUAUGCGGUGAAAAUUCCCCGAAGUUUACCUCUCUUUGUCUUGCGGAUUCUUGGGAAAUUUCUCAUCAGGCGCAGAAUUACGGUACCUGGAACCCGUCUUCCAUAGGUCUGUUUAGUGUCCUAUUCGAUCCAAGCAUCCGUCGGAUGCUGCAAUCUUGUCGCUCUAGUCCUAGAGGUUCCGGCAGAACUCACGAUCGAACACGAGUGUUCCUGUCUUCGCGGCGUGUCCACCCCUGGCUGACGAAGCUUUCGUGGAGAGUAAAGCUGCAGAGUGACUUGCAGAGGAACAGGCGUCUGGCACAUCCACCUGCGCUGCUGUUAAUGCAUCAAGACAAAAACAGCAUGACGGUUUAUGAUGUCAUGAAUCGGCAAUCGAGGGAGCAGAUUUGAGGAUGCUGUAGGCACUUUAAGCACCAUAGUAGACGUAAUUCCAUCCUAUGAAGUGAGUUUCAUUUUCUGAGCAGCUUCGAGGCGCGUAUCACAAGGUUGCGGAUAUUUUCUUCGAGAUGCAAGUUCUGCAGCCACUGCCAGUCUGAGAACGGCAGGAAGUGUCUUCCGGAGGACCGGCCUGCAGCACGCGCUUGCUUGUUACUGCCGUGCUGUGGAUUUUUCCUGAACGCUCCAGGUCUACUAGACGCUGUGGCGUUAUCGAAGGUAGGAAGCUGGCGCUGAAGGCGAGACACCCGAUGGACUUCCCGUCCAUUCUUAUCCUAAUAGUGGUCCCUUAAUCAAAAGUUUGCAUUAACGGGUAGAAUACGACUUCGCAGCAAUACAUUUUGCGUCCAAAUAUUUAUUACACUCUCUAACGGAACGCUGUAAAACCACAAAGAAAACGUUGUGAAACCAGGGUUAUCCCUGUAAUAAUAUCCGCUAUAUGUUAAAAAUUAUGGAAAAUAAAUAAAUUUUAUAUUAAAUAUUUAAAGAAAA
Molecule: messenger RNA, 1942 nt
Organism: Ixodes scapularis (black-legged tick)
Lineage: Eukaryota; Metazoa; Arthropoda; Arachnida; Ixodida; Ixodidae
Product: chymotrypsinogen B
Exons: 6
Coding region: 101-967 (288 amino acids)
Biological process (GO): proteolysis
Molecular function (GO): serine-type endopeptidase activity
Source: RefSeq, a predicted model, not a curated record